Messenger RNA from Mytilus californianus (California mussel), 2514 nucleotides. RefSeq lists its product as uncharacterized. The record is from RefSeq and is a predicted model, not a curated record. The transcript is spliced from 4 exons. Lineage: Eukaryota; Metazoa; Mollusca; Bivalvia; Mytilida; Mytilidae. The coding region runs from base 36 to 722 and encodes 228 amino acids.
UUUUACAUGACAUAAUCGGAAAAAGAAAGAAAAAAAUGGUCGCCAUGUUGCUUUUGAGUUUGUUAUUUUGCUUUCAAAGUGUUGUAAAUGUAGGAGCUGUACAUAUAUCAUCUUGCUACAGAGUUGAAGAUUUUAUAGAUUGUUCGAGGGAAACAGAAGAGAGCUUUCAGGGAGAGGUAGCAGAUGACGUUUUAAACAUUCGCUUCAACCAUAUACAGAGCAAACAUCAAAUUGAAGAUGUUAAAUUUACGAAGCAUGUUAUCAUAAUGUUGGAAGAAUCUUUGAAUUUGUGUGAUGAUAUUAAUCAUAAACUGAUGAUGGUAGACGGGAAAAUGUGUACAAUUACUGAAUCAACUAAUUCUUUCGCUGAGUCAAGUUGGAGUAUUGACGAUGAACUAAUAACAGAUACAGUGACAUUUUCAAACAGUAAAGAUGAGGGAGAAAUUACUACAUUAGAAAUUCUUGGAUAUGUGGAAAAUACAGAGGGAAACGAUAAUGAAAUUUAUGUUAUAUUAUUAGGUGUACUCUCAUUUGUUUGUAUAUUUAUAAUUUUUGUUUUUAUGAUAUUGUAUAGGAAACAUAUAUGUUUUAAAUGUUAUAGUCAUAAUAUUCUUCCUUCACACGUAGACACAGUUUCACUUAGAAGAAUGUCUAGCAUUACUUCAUUGACAAGUGAUAAUGAAAUUGUGUUUUCGUGUGAAAUGGAACGAAAAUGUAAGUAAGAUUUUUUUUUAUAUUAAUUAGGUUAGCUUUAUUCACAGUUAAACUUCUUUUUAUUUCAGAUAUUUUGUCAUCCUUUACAGUAAUUAUAUUAGGACUUAUCCCUAUGAGGCAGAGUGUCAAAGACUUGCUAAUACAUUCUAUACAAAAGAUUUUUACAAUGGCUAUUAAUAGAAAUUUGAACUAUAAUACAUUUAUCAAUCUUUUAUAUCAGUUACUUAAUUAUAUUUUUCAUUAUUUUAUUCAGAAAAGAAAACCUUUACGUAGGAGCAACAGACGUCGUGUUGCUCCAAAUAGAUUAAUGUAUAAUCAGUUUUGAGUUUUGAAAUAUUAUAGUGUACACACUCAAUUCUAGUUUCAUGGAUAAAUUUUUACUUUCCUACUAUUUCAAAAGUUAUUAAAGUAUUCAUUGGAAUUAAACCAAAAACAAAAAUCUAUUCUUUUUAAACUGUGAAAAAAACUUACCUUAAUAUCUUGAACCAAUGACGACAGCUGUAACAGACAUUUCUCAAUCAUAACUAUUUUGAUGAGGUUCUUAUUUGAAUUCAUUUUUUUCUUCUUUUUUUUUCUUUUACAGUUUGCAACUUAUUAACAUAUGAUUAUCAAACAAGUGUUAAGGUGUAUUUAUUAGUACUUCACAUCCUGGAUUAAGUGAAUGGGAGGGGUAUAAGGAAUUAUCUAUACAAAGGGUGGAAUAAUGGAGAUGUUUUUUUUUUUAAUCCUCAUUUUUUUUCAUAUAUCAAUUAUCUAAUCUCUUUGUAUUUGAAAGAAACAAUACAAGUUGUUAUUUGUAGGUGGGGUCUGAUUUUAUUUACUCAAUCUUUCAUUUGCUGUUGUGAAAAAACACCUCAUAGUUUAUUAUGAUAAAAGAUUAAAUUAUUGUUUGAAAGAAAGGUGAUUGAUUGAUUAGAAAUACCCCCUCCCUCAUUUGUUUACACUUUUAGUCAAUUAAUUUUUGAGAAUUAAAUUGUCUGAAGACUAUUAACUUGGAAAGUUUUUCAUACAUCUAUAUAAUUAACAAGUUUGUUGUAUAGUGCUAUAAAAAAAAAAAGAUAUAUAAUAUCACUAAUUCAAUGAUAAUGAACUCCUCACCCCUUUAUUAAAACAUAAGGUUGUCUCCCUUUAAGGUUGUGUGCUUUUUUCUAUUUAAUCUUGAAAUAGUAAUAUGUUACUCAGGGAAAACAAGUUUUUUUAUAUAGUUAUGUAAUAUACAUGUUGUUUUUUUUUUCUUUUCUGUAUAGUGUUAUAAACAAGAUAUAUGAUAUCUAUAUUGCAAUGAUAAUUAACUACUCAAUCAUUUUAUUAACACAUAAAGUUGUCUCCCUUUAAGGUUGUGUGCUUUUUUCUAUUUAAACUUGCAAUAGUAAUAUGUUACUCAGGGAAAACAUUUUUUUAUAUAGUUAUGUAAUAUACAUGUUUUUUUUUUCUUUCUUUUUUGUAUAGUGCUAUAAAAGAAAGAUAUAUGAUGUCAAUAAUGUAUCAAUAAUUAACUUCUCAAACUGAUAAAUUUUUUUUUUGUGUGUGUGUGCGUCUAAUUUACUGUUUUAAAACUAAAUUAUAAAUGUGUGUAAAAAAAAAAAAAAUGAUAGAGUUUAUCUUCUUUUUUACUUUUUAUAAUACACAAUGUUGGAAAGAUAUAUCUUGUUUGUAUAUGUAAAGUUAUGUAAAUAUGUUACACCCAACCAGUAAAGUUUAUGUUUAUUGAUAGUGUUGCAUUUUAAAAAUGUUCUUAUGUGAUAUGUUAUUACAAUCAUGGUGCACUUUAAAAACAUAUUUGUCUUUAAAGAAUUUUUU